Molecule: messenger RNA, 813 nt
Organism: Elephantulus edwardii (Cape elephant shrew)
Lineage: Eukaryota; Metazoa; Chordata; Mammalia; Macroscelidea; Macroscelididae
Gene: EXOSC3
Product: exosome component 3
Exons: 4
Coding region: 1-813 (270 amino acids)
Biological process (GO): CUT catabolic process; poly(A)-dependent snoRNA 3'-end processing; U4 snRNA 3'-end processing
Cellular component (GO): nuclear exosome (RNase complex); cytoplasmic exosome (RNase complex)
Molecular function (GO): RNA binding
Source: RefSeq, a predicted model, not a curated record
AUGGCUGAAGCGGUGGCUUUGGCCGCCGUGUCCGUGAAGGCUCGGAUGGCGCUCACCGUGCUAGGGCAGGUGGUGCUGCCGGGUGAGGAGCUGUUACUGCCGGAGCAGGAGGACGCGGAAGGGCCUGGCGGGGCCGGGGAGCGACAGCUGAGCCUCAAUCCCGGGUCGCGCUCGCGGGUGCGCGUGGUGUGCGGCCCCGGGUUGCGGCGCUGCGGCGACCGGCUGCUGGUUACCAAGUGCGGCCGCCUGCGGCACAAGGAACCCGGCGGCGGUGGCGGCGUCUACUGGGUGGACUCGCAGCAGAAGCGGUAUGUCCCAGUGAAAGGAGACCAUGUGAUUGGCAUAGUGACAGCUAAAACUGGAGAUAUAUUCAAAGUUGAUGUUGGUGGGAGCGAACCAGCUUCUUUAUCUUACUUGGCAUUUGAAGGUGCAACUAAAAGAAACAGGCCAAAUGUGCAGGUUGGAGAUCUCAUCUAUGGGCAAUUUGUGGUUGCUAAUAAAGAUAUGGAACCAGAGAUGGUCUGUAUUGACAGCUGUGGACGAGCCAACGGAAUGGGUGUGAUUGGACAGGAUGGUCUGCUCUUUAAAGUGACUUUGGGCUUAAUUAGAAAGCUUCUCGCUCCAGACUGUGAAAUCAUACAGGAAGUGGGAAAACUUUAUCCACUGGAGAUAGUAUUUGGAAUGAAUGGAAGAAUAUGGGUAAAGGCAAAAACAAUUCAGCAGACUUUAAUUCUGGCAAAUGUUUUAGAAGCCUGUGAACACAUGACAACAGAUCAGAGAAAACAGAUUUUCUCUAGACUGGCAGAUGGCUAA